ACAGGUUUAUGUGAUGGCGUUACCUUUGUGAAUAAAACAAAAAUAGUCUGGGUUUGUAUAUCCGCUGCAGUUAUAUAUUCACCGUCUACUUUAUUAGGAACACCUGCACAACGCUCAUCGAAUUUGUAAUGGGAAUUGUUUUAGUUUGACUGGAAACUGUAAUGGUCCCUGUGGGCCUCUGCUGGCAAUUUGUUGCCUUUUAUUGGUAGCAUGUUAUGUCUAGUGGAAACCGUUAAGGACCUACGUCCUUAAUAUGUCCUACUACAUAAUGGAAACUAUAUUUGGUAAUGGUUUUAAUGGUUAACAGCUGAUGCUUUGUAAGGUAGUGGAAAUUAUUAGACUUUCUGGUUUCCAUUGUUAUUUUUUUCAGCAGGGAAGGCAGGAAAUCAUACAGGAAAGCUGUUCCUAAUAAAGUGGACGGUGAAUGUACUGUACUGCAUGUCAUUGUUCUGCAUGUCAUUUUUCACUUUGCUUAGUGUUUUGGUCACUAGACGGCGCUUACAGGACUUUCUGAGAAUAAGAAAACUAUCCCUUUUUUUGUUUGUUUGUUUUUUUAACCUCUUCAGUUGACUGAAAUAUAACCUGAGUCCACAGGUGAGUUGUCACUGCGAACCGAAUAACUAAUUAUAUAAAUAUAUGAACCGAAUAACCACACCUGGGAUACCAUGUAGAGCAAAUUAUUCUGUGGUGUUACUGCUGGUGGUACGCUAUUUUACCAUAAGAUGGUGCUAAUACCCAUUAAAUAUAAUAUCAAAUGGCUCCACCAGAUGUUCAAGGGUGUAGUAUACGCUUAUAUGAAGGUUUCCUUGUACUUCUAGACACUAGAGUAUUGAACAGGGGGAUUAACCUUAACGCUUUAACCAAGGACUAAUCCCUGUUAACGUGAACUCAGAAAGAACUGUUCCCGGAAACGACGCAAUAAUACCUCCCUGCUGGUAUUACCACGAAAAGCACUUGUAGAUAUCAGUGGUGUAUACCCCUCUGUCAGUUCCUAAAACGUUGCUAUAUUUGCAUUUUUUUAAACCGAUAUGUAGAACUUCACGCAAAUUUCCUUCAUAGUUCAAAGCACGGUUUAAAAUAUUUAUUUUUUUUCUGCGCGCGCGCGCGAGGAGGCAGUUGGUGUCCGUUGUAUAACAUACCAACCGACACAUUCUUUAAAUUUGGGCUAAGCUAGCUAACAAAGUAUUUUCUCACCCACUAGCUGAGCUAACAACAACUUAUACAUUUACUUGAUAAAUUAUUUAGAUAUCUGUAUUUAUAUCUAAGAAGGAAAUGAGCGUAGUUGAGUCAUCCUUCAAUGUUGAAGAUGUCUUCAGGUUUCCACAGGCUCCUGACAGGGAGAAAGACCUGAAAAUAGAAGAGCUGUUAAGCAAACUCAGAAAGUUACAAGAAGUCAAGCUAGUCCUUGAAGAGGAGGUGAAGGAGGCCCUUUCGCUGUGUAGCACUUUACGUGAUGAAGACAAUGCAUUGACUGCUGAGAUCUUACAGUUACAGGGAAUUUUGAGUGAAAAAGAAGAGACAUGCAGAUCUCUUCAGUUCAAAUUGGAGGACUUAGAACAAGAGUCACAGAAGCAGUCUGAACUGAAACAACAGAAAGAGGAACUUGUACAACAGUACAGCUGUCAGAUUCAGGAAACCAAACUGAGACACAGGAAAAUUCGGAUGAAGUUUGAAAAUCAACUGCAGCAGCUGAUUGGACAGCAUAAGAAUUUCUGCACUUUGUUUACUCCAGAGAGAAUCCCUACUGAGAUACAAUCUGCUGAAUACGCCACAGAACAGUUGCUGAAAGCUGAGAAGCAAAAGGUGGAGCAGGUGGCAAAUUUACAGGAAGAGCUGAGUAAUGCCCAGAGCACAAACAUGCAUCAGGAUGCUAUGACACAGCUGCAUGGUGAAUCUUUUUUACAUGUUUCACAUACCUGAGAGAGUGUUCAUGAAGAAAUAGCCACACAUCUUCUCAGAAAAUGUGUUACUUACUCAGUAAAGCUGUACAGACUGUACUAACAUUACAGAAAGGUUUAUCAGUACACUGGUUUAUUUAUUUUUUCCUCUCUUGUUGUUCACAUGCCAAUGAGCACAAGUGAAUAAAAAGUAAAAGGUACAAAACCA
This is a messenger RNA of Ictalurus furcatus (blue catfish), 2106 nucleotides long. RefSeq lists its product as uncharacterized. Gene Ontology annotation, cellular component: synaptonemal complex. Bases 1273 to 1920 code for a protein of 215 amino acids. Gene Ontology annotation, biological process: synaptonemal complex assembly. NCBI's taxonomy places the organism in Eukaryota, Metazoa, Chordata, Actinopteri, Siluriformes, Ictaluridae. The transcript has 10 exons. The record is from RefSeq and is a predicted model, not a curated record.